GCGGCGUCUGGAAGAGGCCGGAAGUGCGGGCUGGGGAGAGCGUGGGCAAAGAACCCGAAGCGGGCUCCGCGGGAGUCGGGCUGGGGCAGGGGUCCAGCUGCAGGUUUUGCGGGCUGCUAUGAAGCGGGACGUGCGCAUCCUGCUGCUGGGCGAGGCCCAGGUGGGGAAGACGUCCCUGAUCCUGUCGCUGGUGAGCGAGGAGUUCCCCGAAGAGGUCCCACCCCGAGCAGAAGAGAUCACAAUUCCCGCAGACGUCACCCCAGAGAAGGUGCCCACUCACAUCGUGGAUUCUUCAGAAGCUGAGCAGACGGUGGAGGAACUCCAGGAUGAGAUUCAUAAGGCAAACGUGGUGUGUGUGGUGUAUGAUGUGUCUAAGGAGGUCACCAUCGAGAAGAUCCGAACCAAAUGGAUCCCACUGGUGAAUGGAGGGACUGAGCAGGGCCCCAGGGUCCCCAUCAUCCUGGUGGGCAACAAGUCAGACCUGCGGCCAGGAAGCUCCAUGGAGGCUGUGCUGCCCAUCAUGAGCCAGUUCCCUGAGAUCGAGACCUGUGUGGAGUGCUCAGCCAAGAAUCUGAGGAACAUCUCGGAGCUGUUCUACUAUGCCCAGAAGGCCGUGCUGCACCCCACAGCUCCGCUUUAUGACCCUGAGACCAAGCAGUUGAGGCCUGCGUGCACCCAGGCCCUCACGCGCAUCUUCAGGCUCUCAGACCAGGAUCUGGACCAGGCGCUCAGUGAUGAGGAGCUCAACACUUUCCAGAAGUCCUGUUUUGGGCACCCCCUGGCCCCGCAGGCCCUAGAGGAUGUGAAGAUGGUGGUGCGCAAGCAUGUGGCAGGAGGCGUGCGGGACGACCGGCUGACCCUGGACGGCUUUCUCUUCCUGAAUACGCUCUUCAUCCAGCGUGGCCGCCACGAGACCACGUGGACCAUCCUGCGGCGCUUUGGCUAUGGCGACACGCUCGAGCUGUCCGCUGACUACCUCUCCCCUCCGCUCCACGUGCCCCCUGGCUGCAGCACGGAGCUCAACCACUUUGGCUACCAGUUUGUGCAGAGGGUGUUUGAGAAGUAUGACCAGGACCAUGAUGGUGCCCUCUCCCCGGAGGAGCUGGAGGGCCUGUUCAGUGUGUUCCCAGCAGCCCCCUGGGGCCCUCAGCUCCUGCAAGAGGUCCCAACCAAAGCAGGCCGUCUGCCCUUGCACGGGUACCUCUGCAAGUGGACCCUGGUGACUUACCUGGACGUCCGGCGCUGUCUGGAGCACCUUGGCUACCUGGGCUACCCCACCCUCUGCAAGCAGGACUCCCAGGCCCAUGCCAUCACAGUCACCCGUGAGAAGUGGCUGGACCAGGAGAAGGGACAGACGCAGAGGAACGUCCUCCUUUGCAAGGUGGUGGGGGCCCGCGGAGUGGGCAAGUCUGCCUUCCUGCAGGCCUUCCUCGGCCGUGGCCUAGUGCAUCAGGACCCCAGGCAGCUCCACAGGCCGCCUGCCAUCUACGCUGUCAACACGGUGCAGGCCAACGGGCAGGAGAAGUACCUCAUACUGUGUGAGAUGGAUGCAGACAGCCUGCUGUCUUCUGCUACUGAUGCCGCCUGUGAUGUCGCCUGCUUGAUGUUUGAUGGUAGUGAUCUCCAGUCCUUUGCGCUCUGCACCCACAUCUACAAGCGCCAUUACAUGGAUGGGCAGACCCCCUGCCUCUUCGUUUCCUCCAAGGCUGACCUGCCUGAGGGUGUCUCACUGCCUGGCCUGUCUCCAGCUGAGUUCUGCCGCAGGCACCGGCUGCCUGCCCCUACUGUGUUCUCUUGUGCCAGCCCAGGAGAGCCCAACACAGCCAUCUUCACCCAGCUUGCUACCAUGGCCGCCUUCCCGUGGGUGCCUGGUCCAUGGGGAGCUGCACCCCACCUCCUUCUGGCUCCGGCUGACACUGGGGGCUGUCGGGGCUGCUGUUGCUGCCGUCCUCAGCUUUUCACUCUACAGGGUCCUGGUGAAGAGCCGAUGAGGCCCUGGUACCCUGCAGCCUGGUCUCAGGGCCCCAGGAUGCUGCCGUCAGGCCACCUUGAGGCGUUUCCUUCCGUCUAAAUGUUGCUUCUGAGGGCAGACUGCCCACUGCCGAGCCCCACUGGUGGGCUCCCAGGUGCUUUUGUGGGCGUGGUGUUGCAGAGACUGUGGGGUGAGGAAGCCAGUGACCCAGACCUGAAUUCUCAGAGCUCCACCCUUCAUGGUCCCAGGCAGCCAGUGGGUAUGAGGGGGGUUAGAGAGCAGAGCACUGAGCCAAAGGAGGUGUGGGCAGGAAGUGGCUGGACUAUUGUGCUGGUCCCUCCCCCGCCACUGGAAGACUGGUCCAGGGCUGCACCCCUUGCGGAAGAUGUGAGGUUGGAUUUCCUGAUUAAACUUAAGUCUUUUCCAUCUUGGA
Messenger RNA from Phyllostomus discolor (pale spear-nosed bat), 2405 nucleotides. RefSeq names its product ras homolog family member T2 (gene RHOT2). Gene Ontology annotation, molecular function: GTP binding; calcium ion binding; GTPase activity. The coding region runs from base 119 to 2071 and encodes 650 amino acids. Gene Ontology annotation, cellular component: mitochondrial outer membrane. The transcript is spliced from 19 exons. The record is from RefSeq and is a predicted model, not a curated record. NCBI's taxonomy places the organism in Eukaryota, Metazoa, Chordata, Mammalia, Chiroptera, Phyllostomidae. Gene Ontology annotation, biological process: mitochondrion transport along microtubule; regulation of mitochondrion organization; mitochondrion organization.